This is a messenger RNA of Exophiala spinifera, 543 nucleotides long. RefSeq names its product nascent polypeptide-associated complex subunit beta. Gene Ontology annotation, cellular component: nascent polypeptide-associated complex; cytosol. The coding region runs from base 1 to 543 and encodes 180 amino acids. Lineage: Eukaryota; Fungi; Ascomycota; Eurotiomycetes; Chaetothyriales; Herpotrichiellaceae. The record is from RefSeq and is a predicted model, not a curated record. The transcript has 4 exons.
AUGGAUCAGGAGAAGCUUAAGCGCAUGCAGGCGCAGGUGCGAAUUGGGUACGUUGUUUCUGAUUCCUUGAGCGUCUCCUACGCCCUCUGCUCUCCCUCCGACCGGACAUCUGGCACUGUCUUCCUCAGCGGCACACCCCGCAGAAAGACGAAGAAGGUCCACAAAUCCUCAGGCACAGACGACAAGAAGCUACAGACGUCGCUGAAGAAGCUGAACGUCCAGCCCAUCCAGGCGAUCGAGGAGGUCAAUAUGUUCAAGGAGGACGGAAACGUCAUUCACUUUGCCGCACCAAAGGUUCACGCGGCUGUUCCCUCCAACACAUUUGCCAUCUACGGCAACGGCGAGGACAAGGAACUCACCGAACUCGUACCCGGUAUCCUCAACCAACUCGGCCCCGACUCACUUGCUUCCCUGCGCCGUCUCGCCGAGUCUUACCAGAGCCUGCAGAAGAAGGAGGGCGGAGAGACCAAGGAGGGAGAUGACGACGACGAUGAGAUCCCGGACCUGGUCGAAGGCGAGAACUUCGAAGGCAAGGUCGAGUAG